AUGUCGGAUUCGGUGAAGGCCGCCGUUCGCAUACGGCCGCUGAAUAAUCGUGAGAAAGACCGUGGCUGUGGGAUAGUCGUUGAACAGCCAAACCCAAGCGAACCACAGGUAGUGAUCGGUAACGGGAUCAGCGGUAAGCCGGAGGCGUUUACGUUCAAUUAUGUUUUUUCUCCAAACGAUGGCCAAGAAUUGCUCUAUGAGAGGUCCGUGCGUCCGUUGCUGGAAAAACUAUUUGUAGGUUAUAAUGUGACUAUUCUGGCUUACGGGCAAACGGGUUCGGGAAAGACCUUCACUAUGGGCACGAACUACGAUGGCCAGGAAGAUCCUGCUCUGGUAGGUGUGAUUCCUAGGGCCAUUAAUGAUAUCUUCGACCGGAUCGGAGAGUCAAAUGAUGCCGAGGCUAGCGUCAGCUGUUCGUUUAUGGAGCUCUACCAAGAGAACCUGUACGAUUUGCUUUCGGCAAAAGUAGGCCGCGAGGAGCGUGUAGUGGACAUCCGGGAGGCUAACAAUCAGAUUGUGAUCCCAGGACUGACGGAGGUGGCGGUCGAUUCGGCCGAUGAAACAUUCGAAGCUCUGAUGCGUGGCUCGCAGGAACGAGCUGUCGCUUCGACGGCGAUGAACGCCGUGUCCAGCCGGAGUCAUGCGAUUUUUACCGUCAACAUAACGAAUAGAUCCAAGGGGGAGAAACCGACGGUGACGAAUAGUAAAUUUCAUCUGGUCGAUUUGGCCGGCUCGGAGCGACCGAAGAAGACGCAAGCCACCGGUGAGCGGUUUAAGGAAGGGGUGAAAAUUAACCAGGGUCUGCUGGUGCUAGGUAAUGUUAUUUCGGCGUUAGGAGGCUCAGGAGGACCGGCAGGACAUGUUCCUUACAGAGAAUCGAAACUCACUCGGCUGUUGCAAGAUUCCCUGGGUGGAAACUCGCUUACGCUUAUGAUCGCCUGCGUGUCGCCCGCCGAUUACAACUGUGAGGAGACCAUUAAUACGCUGCGUUAUGCAAACCGAGCGAAAAAUAUCAAAAAUAAAGCUGUCAUCAAUCAGGAUCCGAAUCAAGCUGAGAUCCGAAGGUUGAAUGCGAUUAUUCAAGAGUUGAGACUGGAACUUUUGUCCGCUACGGCUGGGAAGGAAAAUAUUCCUGGAAUUGCUAAUCGGCCUUCCUCAGUCCCAGGGAAGUCCGCCCUAAUUCGCACUAGCAGUGAGCAGCUUACGAAUGGCGAGGUUGGAAACUCAAUAGAAAUUGCACGCCGCGAGAGGGAAAUGUUGGAGAAAAUUCGUACGCUUCAACAGCAACUCCAAUCGGCUUUACAAGAUCUGGCAACGGAUCAGUUGCGCAAUCUCUCAGUUGAAAAGAUUAUUGAAGAGUUGGAAGCUCUGCUGGCGGAAAGCCCAGAUUGUGAACUGAAGCGAGGUAUCCAGCAGAUUCUUGCUGGCUACAAAGAAGAAACGGCUUCGAUUCGGAUCGAAUCGCAAACCUCGGAUUCUUUGCUUCACUCAGUUGCCGAAGAAUUCCAAAGUCGUUCAGAUACGCACACACAGAAGCAGUUGAAGAUACGUGAGGAAUUGAGGCAACUCACAAAGGAGCUUGAGUUGAAGGAGGAAUUGCACCGCAAAUGUUUAGGAAACAUUUCCAAUCUUACCUUUACGGUUAAUUCGAGCUGUUGCAGUGGUGAUGAAAGGGUUGAAGAGUACGAGUCCAAAAUUAAGGAACUUGAGAGCCAGAUUGAAGAGUUAAACAACCAACUUAACACAACGAAAAUCGUCGACAAAAAGUCCAAACUGGCGGAGGAGCGCAGAAAGAAGGUCCAACAGUUGGAAGCUGAAUUAACGGAGCUACGCAAGAAGAGUGUUCAACAGGCAAAGAUGUUGCAGCUGAAGGAAAAGGAUACCCAGCGAAUUCAAAACCUGAGCCGAGAGAUUCAAGCAAUGAAGGCAACUCGCGUUAAACUGGUGAAAUCAAUGCGAGCCGAAAGCGAAAACUUCCGUCAGUGGAAAAUUACCCGAGAGAAAGAAAUCUGCCAGCUUCGCGAGAAGGAUCGUAAACUCAAAAACGAAAUGGUUCGCUUGCAGACCGUUCACGACAAGCAACAAAAUGUACUGAAGCGAAAGGUUGAGGAGGCGGUUGCCGUUAAUAAGCGCCUCAAGGAUGCUUUGGAACGCCAAAAGCAUGUUCAGGCGCAACGAGCCGCUAAAGCAAUCGGUAAACCGGUCCGUGGUGCUGAUCCUUCCGCCUGGUUGGAGCACGAACUCGAACUGAUUCGAUCCGUCAAGGAAGCGUCCGUAACGUUAAAGCAUCUCAUGGAUGAUCGUGCCUUGCUUAAUGCAAAAUUACGCGAAAUGAAGGCUAACCCAGAGGAAGCGGGCACUGAUCAAAUCAAGCAGCAGGAACUUGAUCUGGAGCUACGGAAUGCGCAAAUUACGGAUCUACAGCAGAAGAUCCUCUCCACAGAUGUUGAUUCCAAGCAAAAGGCUAUUCUCGAAGGAAUUCCAACGUUCCCGGAGGCCAAACAGACCAUCAAAAAAUUGCUUACAGUAUUCGCGGAAAGCCAGGAGGAGGCGGCUAAAGUGCGCCUUCAGUUGGUGGAUAAUCGCCUGACCAUCGAGUGUUUGGAGGAAACAAAUCGUGGUUUAAUGACGGAGCUAAGUGACACCAAGCAGCGCUGCACCGACGAAACGAACGAGAUUGCCAAGAUGUAUGAAGAAAAACUGUCCAUGUUGCUGAUGUCUAAGCAGAAAUAUGUGCGCCAAUCGCAGGAAACGGCCGUUACUUGCGACAUAGUCUUGCAGGAAGCCAGCGAACAGAUGGAAAAGCUUCGCGAAGAGUUGGAAUCUUUGAAGAAAACCAACCAAAUGUUGAACAAGCAACUGGCCGAGAAAAACACAGCCGCCUUACGUCGGACGCGGAACAGUGCUAAGUCCACGACGAUUGACAUUGAGUAUGAAACCGACGACGAAGAGGAAGACGAGGAAGACCGUGUUCGUGAUUCAGAUCUGAGGCGCGAUCCAGAUUUCCGAAUGACUCCACUUCACAAGCGGAAGAAGGCCGGCGGCGUUCGGGAAACGCUGAUGAAGAAAUCCGUCUCAGGUGGAGCAGGCGGCAAGAAGCGUUCGUCGGCCAAAGACGAUACCAUCGCUGCCGAAAACGGCAGCCACAACAAUCAGCAGCAGCCGCACUGCUCGUGCACGUCGACCUGUUCGACCAAGCGGUGCGGCUGCAAGAAGCUGGGCGAAUUCUGUGGGUCCAAUUGCCGCUGUCCGCCCAGCUGUGUCAAUAAGCAGAUCGAUCUGCAUGAGGACGAGGACGUUCGAAUGGCAGGCGAUUCUGAUGAGAAGGAAAACGUUUCGCAGAAUAACGUGGUGAAGCUGGAAAAGCGCCAAUCGCAGGACGACAGCGACGAAAGCCCGAGCGAUCAGUCCCCGAAGAGACCGAAGCAUGAUAUUCUGACGCCCACCUACGUUUAUUCGGUUAAGAAGCGAAAGCCGCUGCUAGACGACAUGUGA
Molecule: messenger RNA, 3495 nt
Organism: Sabethes cyaneus
Lineage: Eukaryota; Metazoa; Arthropoda; Insecta; Diptera; Culicidae
Gene: Klp3A
Product: chromosome-associated kinesin KIF4
Exons: 4
Coding region: 1-3495 (1164 amino acids)
Biological process (GO): microtubule-based movement; mitotic spindle organization
Molecular function (GO): microtubule binding; ATP binding; microtubule motor activity
Source: RefSeq, a predicted model, not a curated record